Molecule: messenger RNA, 4192 nt
Organism: Rhododendron vialii
Lineage: Eukaryota; Viridiplantae; Streptophyta; Magnoliopsida; Ericales; Ericaceae
Product: putative phospholipid-transporting ATPase 9
Exons: 11
Coding region: 255-3833 (1192 amino acids)
Biological process (GO): phospholipid translocation
Cellular component (GO): plasma membrane
Molecular function (GO): ATP binding; ATPase-coupled intramembrane lipid carrier activity; ATP hydrolysis activity
Source: RefSeq, a predicted model, not a curated record
UGAACUUUAUCUUUCACCUGUAGGUUUCACUUUCCUGGGUUUGACAACAUUUUCUUUUUUUAAUUAAGUGGUUUCCUGUUCUUUAUUUUCUGGGUUGGGUUUAAACUUGUAUACUACGGGGGAUUUUGGUUUUCCUUGGACAAUUUGGCCAUUGGAAAGGUCAAAUCUGUGUUUGUGGUACUGGCUUUGGAAUAGGAAUUAGGUUUUUAGUUUUUUGCCAAAAAAAAAGUACUUAGUUGAAGCCAUAGGAAGAAAUGAGAAGUGGCAACAGAAAGAAGCUGAAUUUCAGCAAGAUCUACACAUUCAGAUGUGGGAAGGCAUCAUUUGAGGGAGACCAUUCACAGAUAGGGGGACCUGGGUUCUCAAGAGUGGUUUUUUGCAAUGAACCAGGUAGCUUCGAGGCUGAAAGUAGGAAUUAUGGGGAUAACUAUGUGAGUAGCACAAAGUAUACUAUAGCAACUUUCUUGCCCAAGUCCUUGUUUGAGCAGUUCAGGAGAGUUGCCAAUUUCUACUUCCUAGUCACCGGGAUCCUCGCCUUUACGCCACUCUCACCUUACACUGCUAGCAGUGCUAUUGUGCCUCUGAUUAUUGUGAUUGGGGCUACUAUGGUAAAAGAAGGUAUUGAGGAUUGGAGACGGCAACAACAGGAUACGGAGAUGAAUAACAGAAAAGUUGAAGUACACUGCGGUGAAGGAGUUUUUGAGCAGACUGAGUGGAAGAAUCUGAGAGUAGGAGAUAUAGUGAAGGUAGAAAAGGAUGAUUUCUUUCCAGCAGACCUUAUCUUGCUUUCAUCAAGUUAUGAUGAUGCAAUCUGUUAUGUGGAAACCAUGAACCUCGAUGGGGAGACAAAUUUGAAACUAAAACAAGCGUUAGAGGUAACUUCGCUUUUAAAUGAGGACUCUAACUUCAAGGAUUUCAAGGCCCUUGUUAAAUGCGAAGACCCGAAUGCAAAUUUGUACUCUUUCAUUGGAAGCAUGGAUUUUGAAGAAGAACAACAUCCCCUUACUCCUCAACAACUUCUCCUUCGAGAUUCCAAACUCCGCAACACUGACUUUAUAUAUGGGGCUGUUAUCUUCACAGGUCAUGACACAAAGGUUAUUCAAAACUCUACUGACCCCCCUUCAAAAAGAAGCAAAAUCGAGAGGAAAAUGGAUAAAAUCAUCUACUUCUUAUUCUGUCUAUUAUUUACGCUGGCUUUUAUUGGAUCAGUUAUCUUUGGCAUUACUACCAGAGAUGACUUAGAAGAUGGCAUUAUGAAAAGGUGGUAUUUAAGACCGGACAAAUCCACAAUAUACUAUGAUCCCAAAAGGGCCCCAGCCGCUGCAAUCUAUCACUUUUUAACGGCUGUGAUGUUGUACAGUUAUUUUAUCCCUAUAUCAUUGUAUGUGUCGAUAGAAAUUGUGAAAGUACUUCAGAGCAUGUUCAUCAAUAGAGAUAUUUCUAUGUACUAUGAAGAAACUGAUAAACCAGCACAUGCGCGCACCUCAAAUUUGAAUGAGGAACUUGGUCAAGUUGACACGAUUCUUUCUGAUAAGACGGGGACAUUGACUUGCAAUUCCAUGGAGUUCAUCAAGUUCUCUGUGGGUGGGACAGCUUAUGGCCAUGGUGUCACAGAAGUAGAGAGAGCCAUGGCUAGAAGAAAAGGCUCUCCGUUGCCUAAUGGAACGGAAAAUGGCGAAGAACCUCCUAAGGAUUCUGCUGGUACAAAAUCACUCAUUAAAGGGUUCAAUUUUGAGGAUGAAAGGAUUAUGAAUGGGAAUUGGGUUAAUCAACCCCAUGCGGAUGUGAUACACAAAUUUCUUCGUUUAUUAGCAAUUUGUCACACAGCCAUACCGGAAGUGGAUGAAGAUACCGGGAAGUUGUCUUAUGAAGCUGAGUCACCAGAUGAGGCAGCUUUUGUUAUUGCAGCAAGAGAACUUGGGUUUGAAUUUCAUAAAAGGACGCAAACAAGCGUCUCAUUGCAUGAGUUGGACCCCAUAUCUGGCGAAAAAGUUGAAAGGUUGUAUAAACUUCUGAAUGUCUUAGAAUUUAACAGCACAAGAAAGCGGAUGUCUGUGAUAGUAAGAAACGAGGAGGGAAAGCUGUUGUUACUAUGCAAAGGUGCAGACAGUGUCAUGUUCGAAAGGCUUGCCAAAAAUGGAAGAGAGUUUGAAGAGGAAACAAAAGCACAUGUGAAUGACUACGCUGAUGCAGGUUUGAGGACCUUGAUACUUGCAUAUCGUGAACUAGAUGAGGAAGAGUACAAAAAGUUCAAUGAAAAGUUCACAGAGGCCAAGAAUUCCGUCAGUGCGGAUCGUGAUGCUUUGAUUGAUGAAGUGACAGAUGACAUUGAGAAGGAUCUUACUCUUCUUGGUGCAACAGCAGUUGAGGACAAACUCCAAAAUGGGGUUCCUGAGUGCAUUGACAAGCUUGCUCAAGCAGGAAUUAAACUAUGGGUUCUGACAGGAGAUAAGAUGGAGACUGCCAUUAAUAUCGGGUUUGCUUCUAGUUUGCUUAGACAAGGAAUGAAGCAGAUAAUAAUAAACUUGGAAACACCAGAAAUCAUAGCACUAGAGAAAGAAGGAGAAAAGGAUUCCAUUGCUAAGGCUUCCAAGGAUAGUGUCCUCACCCAGAUAACAGAAGGGAAGGCUCAGCUUGCUCCGUCAAGUGGAAGCUCUGACGCAUUUGCUUUGAUCAUUGAUGGGAAGUCAUUGGUUUAUGCUCUAGAGGAUGAGAUGAAAAAAUUGUUUUUAGAACUUGCCAUGGGCUGCGCAUCUGUUAUUUGCUGCCGUUCAUCACCAAAACAGAAGGCACUGGUUACGAGACUUGUUAAAGAGGGAACUGGGAAGACAACAUUAGCAAUUGGUGAUGGGGCCAAUGAUGUUGGAAUGCUCCAAGAAGCUGAUAUUGGCAUUGGAAUCAGUGGCGUUGAAGGAAUGCAGGCUGUUAUGUCCAGUGAUGUUGCUAUUGCCCAGUUCAGAUUCCUGGAGCGAUUGCUACUGGUGCAUGGACAUUGGUGUUACAGAAGGAUCUCUUCAAUGAUAUGCUACUUCUUCUAUAAGAAUGUCGUAUUUGGUAUCACUCUCUUCCUGUAUGAGGCACAAACAUCCUUCUCCGGGCAACCCGCAUACAACGAUUGGUUUUUGUCUCUGUACAAUGUAUUCUUCACAUCACUUCCCGCUAUUGCUUUGGGGGUCUUUGACCAGGACGUAUCAGCACGCUUUUGUCUCAGGUUCCCAUUGCUCUACCAAGAAGGCGUCCAAAACGUCCUCUUCAGCUGGCGCCGUAUCCUUGGCUGGAUGUUCAACGGCCUCUGCACCGCGCUCAUCAUCUUCUUCCUCUGCACGGCAGCACUAGACCCCCAAGCCUUCAACCGCAACGGAAAAGUCGCUGGUCUGGAAAUUGUGGGGGCCACAAUGUACACAUGCGUCGUCUGGGUUGUGAACUGCCAGAUGGCACUAGCCAUCAGUUACUUCACAUUGAUCCAACACAUCUUCAUAUGGGGUGGAAUAGCCCUAUGGUACCUCUUCCUCUUAGCAUAUGGAGCCAUGUCACCUACCCAUUCCACCACUGCUUAUAAAGUUUUUGUUGAGUGCCUCGCCCCAGCACCCUCUUUCUGGAUUGUCACGAUUUUCAUCGUGGUUUCAGCUCUGAUCCCAUACUUCUCUUACGCGGCAAUACAAAUGCGGUUCUUCCCUAUGUACCACGGGAUGAUACAGUGGAUGAGGUUCGAGGGCCAAACGGAGGACCCGGAGUACUGUAACAUGGUACGGCAGAGAUCGCUACGGACCCUGACAGUUGGGACUACUGCGCGAAGAGCCGCGAGAGAUAAUAAUCGUGCCAACGGCCACUGAUGAUAUGUGUGGAUACAUGUCUAUGCAUACAUGUGUGUUGUACAUGACUGAACUGGUGGGAGGUCUGAGACAAUGUGAUGAGAAAGUAUGUCCGGCACAAGCAUGUACAGAAGCAUACUUUCAGCUGUACAUUAUGGUUGGAUAAGAAGAGAAGACCGAAGCCGCUACACCCCCCACCCCAAUUUUGAUUCUUGCCCUUAUAUGGGUAAUGAUGUAUCAUAGUUUUGUCAUCAGUGUUUUGUAUAACUACCGGUAUUUACCUCAUGUAUAGUGAGAAAUUUCUUGUACAUUAUAUGCGGUUGUUCUUUUGGUGUAGAGAAAUUUGCCUAAUCCUGCACCUUAUUUUCUCGAUUUUCUUU